AUGUUGCGCCGGGCGAUUCAGCGUGCGCGGCUGCAUCUACCGGCGCCCAUUGGGCAUAACAAUGGAGGAGGAGCGUCAUCAAGUGAUGAAGAAGAUUCUCCCCCCACCUUUAGCGUCUCAUACACUUCAUUACGAGACGAUGAGUCUGAUCGCGACUUUUUUCGGAAGGACCAAGAAGUUACUCGUGUACAUUUUAAUAUUGCGGAGGAUAUUGUUAAGGAAAGGAAAAGGAGCAUAGCAGAAUUGUCAGCGGACGAGCAGAGACGUGCUGCGGAUGCGUGGGCACGGCUACAAACGCUUUAUGGCUUGUUUCGGGAGCUUGCAGCCACCGGAGACGAAGACUUAGAUGUUAGUGACUCUGAAAGUGUGGAUGCUGAACAAAGGGAGCAUCAUGAGCAUACGGAGACACGGCAACGACGCAGACAUGACAAUGGUUUGCAGUCGCUACUACAACACGUUGAAUUACCCCCUGGUGUGAUAAUGCGGGACUUGCAGACGCUGAUAACGACGAAAGGCAGUGACGAAAAUGUCAUGCCUCAGGGAUUUACUGCCGACAUGUUUGAAAAAUUGGGUAAUGUGAUGUAUAAUGAAAUGCUAGUCACAGCGGAUCAGAAUCGUAUUAGCUCUGACACGUUUGAAGAACUUGGGAACUUUUUGUAUGCAGAAACUGCGAGCGUGAUCGUGUCAGCGACUGCUUAG
This is a messenger RNA of Plasmopara halstedii, 699 nucleotides long. RefSeq lists its product as uncharacterized. The record is from RefSeq and is a predicted model, not a curated record. The transcript has a single exon. Bases 1 to 699 code for a protein of 232 amino acids. Lineage: Eukaryota; Oomycota; Peronosporomycetes; Peronosporales; Peronosporaceae.